Cylicostephanus goldi is the source of this 711-nucleotide messenger RNA. Lineage: Eukaryota; Metazoa; Nematoda; Chromadorea; Rhabditida; Strongylidae. The record is from the annotation of a GenBank genome assembly.
AUGCUAUACAUUGUUGGAUGCAUUGAGUUUAGAGAGAAGUCCAACUCACCAGAGAAUGCUGAUGCAGUCGAAAAAAGUGAAGCCGAAGCCCUUACGUCCGAGAGGGAGGUGCCCGAACCAUCAGUUGACUCCGAAACCGUUAAAGCUAUACGAGAUCCCGAAGGGCUUUCGCAGCCCGCAGAAGAGAGUCAGUCAGCAACUAGUACGCCCUCAGAUACUCAGGCUAAUUUCGCUCCCGUUUCGGAAACGGAUAGUUUGCUUCCGUCCAAGUUCUUUGCGAUGUGUGAAAAAGCAGCUAAGGAGCCUGCCAAGAUCCUCAGUGCGGAUGAAAUUGAAACUCUUCCUGAUCUUUUAGUGUAUAUCCAGCUUAAUUCCAAUCCCAGGGAAAUCAAGGAAGUUGUUGCAAGAUUCUUGACGAAUCCCACAUUGACUGACAAUGAUCGAGAGCUGAUAAGGAAGAAGGUCAUGGAGAAGAUAUCAAUAGAGAAGCAAAGAAAAGCCCAAAAUAAGAAACUUGCCACUCCUAAAGCUGCAAAGGUUUCACCGCAAGUCGAGGAGAAGUCGCAAGAUAUAAAUGAGGGCACUGCUAGUGAUAACAAACAGGAACCUGCAAAUCCUGAAGGAAUCGAUCUUGAAUCGCUAAAUCAACUUUCUUCAUUUGUUGGCGAAGGUGCUAAGGAUCUUUUCACGCAGGUGAGAAAAAGUCAAUGA